Molecule: messenger RNA, 825 nt
Organism: Symbiodinium natans
Lineage: Eukaryota; Dinophyceae; Suessiales; Symbiodiniaceae
Source: the annotation of a GenBank genome assembly
AUGAAGCGAUUGCCAUGCAUGUGCCUGAUGGUUGCUCUACAAAGCUCACGCGCCUCACGUCUCGUGCUCGAAGAUGUCCAGAGCUUCUUCAAAAGGCAAUAUAACCUGCAAUAUAAUUCACAGGCUGUCAACAGCUCCAGCCUGGACACGGUGCUGAGCAAGAAAGCCAAGCAGGAAAAACACCCAUGCCACGAGGUUGUGGCUGGCGCGGAGGAUAGGACUAGCUGGCACUUCGGCAAAGCGGACUGCAAAUGCCCGCCUGAUCACGUUGUGGCUGGAAAGUCAUGGGAGUGUGGAGAUGCCUUGGGGCAUCGCCACUUCUCGAGUAAGAUGGCCAUAUCUUCCUGCAGCUGCCAGCCGACUAGCCCUUGUGAAGACAUGGUUCCAGGUGCAAAGCUCAGAAAUUCAGCAUCCAAGCACCUGGACAGGCCGUGCAAAUGUGAGAAGGAGGACGAGGUCCUUGAGGGCAAGGCACGGGAAUGUUCUGCGUACCUGGGGGAGCGCUACUUUCCCAACACAUUGCCUCCUCAGGAAUGCUCCUGCCAUCCAAAUACCAUGGUGAAGUACCAGUGCGAUGAGAUUGCCCCGGGAGCCACUCAAGUGGAGCAGGACGGGAAAGUCCAGUGCCAGUGUCCCGAGGGACAGUUCGUGAACGGCGAAGACCAGCAAUGCCACGACUUCUACGGGGCCCACCUCUUCCCGAACAGGCUAAAGCCAGGGCUGUGCUUCUGCAGUGUCAAUGCUCGGCCUCGUCCAGGCAGCAGCUCCCAACGAAUGCAACUGGGGCUGAUUCCAUUGCUUCUGGUGGCACCUUGGGCAGUGUGA